AGAUCUCAGACAGAGCUCUCAGACGCGGUCAGGUGUAAAAUACUCAACGUUCUGGUUUGUUUUGACGGCACAAUGAUGUCUUGUUUCUACUUUCCGAUUUGGAAGAUGCUAGAACACAACAAAUGAUCAGACACCGAGUUUAUAACAAUACAGUAAACGGUAUGAAUCAGUCCAACAGGAGAAGAUUGAGGUCCUGCAAAACCCUCAGUGUUAUCUUGGUGACUCUUGUUUGUUGGAUCUGUUGGGUUUCAGUGAGCAUGAAUCAUGAGGUCUGGAAGAGAACCAUUAAAGAAGAAGAAACAGAUCUUCAUUCUCCUCACAUACAGAAGUCCUCUUAUGAGUCCAGAACUGAUUUAGCCAUGAGUCCCUCCAUCAGAAUACACAAGGAUUAUUCAAGAUGCAUUUACAUAGAGCCAAACCCCAACACUACAGCCAACUCCACCCAAACCUCCACUUCCACCAAAGCCCCUACAGAACAAGAAAGCCCACCAAGACCUGGAGAAGCCCCUCACAGGACAGCGUACUACCCAGAAGAUCUCUUUACGUUAGAAGAGCGCAGACACGGCUGGGUCCUUCUUCAUAUCUCUGCUAUGAUUUAUAUGUUCUUGGCUUUAGUCAUCGUAUGUGAGGAGUUCCUUGUUCCAGCUCUUGGGAUCCUGACAGAAAAACUCCACAUCCCAGAAGAUCUCGCAGGUGUGAACUUCAUGGCCGCUGGAGGUUUUGCACCCGGGUUCUUCAUCUCACUCGUCGGGCUCUUUCUCUCCAGCAGUAAUGUUGGUAUCGGAGUCGUCGUUGGUUCUGGAUUUUUCAACAUCCUCGCUGUUAUGGGUGCGUUUGUCGUGUUCUCAGAUGAGAGUCUCAGUUUGACCUGGUGGCCACUAUGUAGAGAUGUGACCUUCUACACGUGUGACCUGUUCAUCCUGCUUGGGGUUUUCCUAGAUGACAUCAUCACAUGGUGGGAAAUUGUGUUGCUUUUGCUCGGGUGUUUGGUGUAUGUGACCGUCAUAAAAUACAAUGAACUUCUAGAAGAGAUUGUCACAUUUUACCUUCAGAAACACAACAACAUUGCUAAAGUUCUGGCCAUUGAUGAACCUGAGAAGUUAAGGUGUGAUGUGUUCAGGGGACGAGGAUCAGACUCUCUCCGUAACUGCACCUCACGCAAGACCGUUUAUCAGCUUAUUAUAGAUGCCACCAAUCCACUUAGAGAAGGUGUCAGCAAGAAGAAACAUGAUGUUAAAUCUGUGCAGUCAAACCUAACAGAGACUUCCAGACACGACAAUGAAGAACAGCAGACCACAGAGUCUGAGAGCAGUGAGGAGGAUGAAGAAGACGAUGAUGAUGACAAUAACAGUGGUGACGAUGACAGUGAUUUCUCCAGUGAUGAAGAAGACAGUAGUGGUGAUGAUGAUGAAUGUGCCACUGAUUUGGCACUGUCUCUCAAAUGGCCGGACGAGAAACGUAAACAGGCUCCAUAUGCUGUUUUGUUGCCCAUCACAGGCUGUCUGUGGUUAACCCUUCCUGAUCCCCGCAGACAGGCUUCAAAGCAGUAUUUUAUGGGCACAUUGUUUGGAUCUUUCCUGUGGAUUGGACUGUUCUCAUAUUUCUUGCUGUGUUUGUCUCAUCGGGUGUGUGAAACUCUUGGUUUAUCUGAGGAUGCGAUGGCUCUGACCGUCCUGGCAGCAGGUGUCUCGGUACCCAAUCUCCUCACUGCUGUUAUAAUGGCACACAAUGGUUUGGGUGGCACAGCUGUGUCUUACUCUGUGGGUACCAACGUGUUUGACGUCACUGUCGGACUGCCGGUGUCGUGGCUGAUAUUAUCUGUUUUCAGUAGAGAGUCUGUGGUGACGGUAAACAGUAAUGGGAUCUUCUUCAUCAUUCUUCUGAUGAUCUUCAUGCUGAUUUCUGGAGUCUCCUGCAUUGCUGCUUUUCACUGGAGGAUGAACAAACGUUUGGGUUGUGUUAUGCUGAUGUCAUAUUUCCUCUUCCUGUUUCUGAGUGUGAUGUUAGUAUGAAUGAGUUUG
Molecule: messenger RNA, 2021 nt
Organism: Misgurnus anguillicaudatus (oriental weatherfish)
Lineage: Eukaryota; Metazoa; Chordata; Actinopteri; Cypriniformes; Cobitidae
Product: sodium/potassium/calcium exchanger 1
Biological process (GO): calcium ion transmembrane transport; intracellular calcium ion homeostasis; long-term synaptic potentiation
Cellular component (GO): plasma membrane
Molecular function (GO): calcium, potassium:sodium antiporter activity; calcium channel activity
Source: RefSeq, a predicted model, not a curated record